AUGUUAGAACCAGGUACAAUCUCAUGGGAUGACAAUUACUUAUGGACAAACAGUGAUAUAGGAUUGGUUUUUAGUUGUAAUAAUGGAUACCAAUGUAAUCCGAACUUCAAAUGCACAUCAACACUAGAACCCGCUGUUGAGUGGUGGUAUGACAAUGCCUUAUGCUUGCCUAUUGGAUCGAAUGUAGAACUUGCAUGGUCGUAUUGUGGUAGCUGGGGUGCUGACUGGAAGUGUGAACUAGUAUACGAUCCAGCAUCAAGCAGUGCUUUCAACGACGACUAUAUAUGCUGGAAAGAACACUGA
This is a messenger RNA of Rotaria socialis, 303 nucleotides long. NCBI's taxonomy places the organism in Eukaryota, Metazoa, Rotifera, Eurotatoria, Philodinida, Philodinidae. The record is from the annotation of a GenBank genome assembly.